UAUGUAUCCCUAUGUGAAUCUCUUGGUAUUGUACACAUCUUAGUUUUUUAUAUUGUUUGCUCUUCCAUAACAAUGCUAGCCCAUGGUAGUUUUUAUUAUUAAUUUAUUUAUUUUACAAUUUUCGCCUGUAGGGGGGAGAAGGUACCUCCAUCCGCUCUCUCUCUCUCUCUUCUGGCGACCUCUAUGAAACUUUUGUAAAUUAGACACACCCCUAUUAUACAAUAUAAACAAUACAAGGAAAGAUGUCUCUUGAGUGUAUUCACUAUGUUGUUUUGUAGUUUUUACUCUAUUUUUGGUAAUGUAUUGUUUGGAAAUCAAUUUUUAAUAUUUAAGUGAUAAUGGGUAAUAAGAGUAGUAAAAAUUUAAACUAUACUUUUACACGAAAAAGGAGAAAAACACCAAACGAUGGAAGGUUCGGCUCCGAGAAGCGGAAAGCUAAACUAAAAUGCAAAGAAAACAGCAUCAUAAAGUUUGAAGAAAAUCUCCCAGAAUUGAAAAUUCUCGACGAAAAUAUUGAGUGUACCAUGGCAACGAGAAUUAAUACCAAGUAUCCCCCCUCACCAACAAACAAUGAAUCAGACUGCGAGGAGCUAGAUGAGCCCGUAGAUGAUGAUUUUGAAGAUGAUACUUACGAUACCAAGACAAACAAUAAUGGUAAUGGAUUUGCUGAUAUACUAAAAAGGCUUCAGUCGGCCGGUGCACUUUUGAAAAAACCUAAAAAGGAGUACUGUUGUAAAACUUGUGACCAGGACUUUGUUGAUUGGGAAGAUUUGGAAAAUCAUUUAUAUCAACAUGUGUCGCUGCCCUCCGUCGUGCUGGAGAGGCUACCGUCAGAUGAUGAAGACCCGGUUGAUACAGAUGAUGAAAAUUGGUCCGAUGAUGAGGAACUACAGCUUCCACUCAAGCGAGAAGGGAACAAGACGCCGCAAAAAGUUAAUAUUUCCCAGAUCCUUAAUAAGACAGGCCUUACAAUAAAGAAAAGUGACACUGGUAAAAGUUCUGAAGCUGCAUUAAAUAAAUUGAGCAAUUUAGGGUUUACUAUAAAAAAAAGUUCUACACCUAUCAAGAAAGAAGAACAAAAUGAACAAAAUGAUAGUCAAAUAAACAAAAAAGUGGGAAACAUAAGGUUAAAGCUUAAAUCAGAUGGAAAUAAAUUAAAUACAUUUACAGUUGUCAAUGGCUUGAAAGGUUUUAGACCAUCUGAUGACGAUGAUGAUGAAAGUGAUCACGAAGGCGGCAACGAUGACGAAUCUGGCGAUGAUAAGAGUAAAAACAAAAAUCAAGAAGAUGAUGAAGACUUUGAAGGAGACUCUGAUGAUGAACAACUUGUAAAUAUCAGCCGACGGAGUUCAGACAACAGUGAAUCUAGUAAAAAUGACUUACAAAAUCAGAUGAAGAAAUUCCAAGGCAAACAAAUUAAAAUGGAACCUAUUAAAAUACAAAAAGGACAAAUAAGCAAGACCAUUGUGAAGCAAUUACCAUCUAAUAUAGUUGUUAAAUCGGACUCAUCUAUAGAACAGAGCAAAGAAGUUCCUAAAAAGGAGACACCAAUGCCAAAACCUUCGGGGAGACCAUCGGUUAAACAAACACCAAAAAGAGGCCCAAACAACCCUCUACCCAACAAGAGUCAACAUCUCCAACAGUUAAGCAACAGUCCAUCACCAACAAAAGAAGUUCAGAAAACACCAGAAAGACGAGAAUCGCACGAAGUGAAUACAGAAAAUGUAGUAGUCAAACAGGAAAUUUACGACUCUACAGAGACUGAAUCUAAAAAUGUACCACUUCUUUCAAAAGAAAUUAAAUCUGAAAGAACCUCACCUCCCUUGGACAGAGCACCUACGCCUAUAAUAGCUAAGAUCAAAACUGAGCCGGGUGUAUCAAACGUAACUACCGCAACAAAUUCUUCUUUACUGCCAGUUACAAAGACAGAAGACUCUGUCACUAUAAUAGAAAUAAAUGGCGACUCUAACGACGAAGAUGAUGAUUGUUGCGUAGUGUCAUCUACACCUGCACCUGACGUCAAACCGAUUUUAUCCGACGUCAGUGAGUACAUAUCUUUAGAUACUUUGGGCCCUAAACAUACAUGUGAAGUAUGCAAUACUAGAUUUACUGAUAUAUCACUAUUUGAAGAACACAAAAGAAUGACAGGCCAUUCAAACAGUCUCGUGCUACCUUCAUCAUCUACACUCGUACCGUAUAACCCUGCAUCGAAUUUGUUGUCUAGUUUGCUACCAGGUAAAUUAGCAGAACAAGUGGGCAAGUUGUCUACUAUUGGUAACUCAGGUCCAGGUUUUACCCAUCAACAAAACGUGAUGAUAAACAUUCAAGCUUAUCCUGGAGCUGGAGGAGUCAUGCAAACUCCACAGCCUUACAAUGCCUACGCCCCACAGGGCCACAAUCAACAAGGGGGGUACGCACAAUCCCCGAACAAUAUGUACACGUCGACCCCAGGACAGCCCCUGCCAGGACAAUAUCCGGGAUCCGCUUAUCAGCAGAAUCCUGGUUAUGGUCAGUAUCCUACAGCUAUGUCGACCCCUGGAUACCCGACAGCAAUGUCGACAAAUGUUUAUUCAAGUGCAUCCUCGCCGUAUUCGAGUGCAUCGCCAUUGCAAAGCAUGCAGCAAGCUGUUUAUGGACAGAGCGCAACCGGCAUGAUGAACCCGCCACCGGUUACGAUGAUGGGGCCUCCGGGAUCAGCGCCUAAUCAACCUUACUCAUCGGCACCGAGUCCUAACGCCAUGAAACAAUCAAGUAGCAUAAGAAUUCAGAACGUGCAAACCUUUCCUCCCGGUCAUAUAGGCCAGACUAUUAAUCCUGGUCAAACGGCUACGGCAGGCCAGCAGCACGGCUCCAACCAACAACCUAUGAAAACUGUGAACAAAGAAGCGAAUGCGAUGGCUAACGUGUUAGCGUCGCGGGGUAUCAGUGUGAAACAGAAACAGAAGAGCCGUUCCCCGUCGCCGCCUCGCGCUCUGCCUAACUUACCUAACAUACCAGGUGUCAGUAUAAAACAUUCAUCAGGAGCGAGUAAUUUCUCAAUACCAGAAGCUAAGAUAGGCGGCGGAAUGCUAUCCUGUAAGAUCUGCAAGAAGAUGUUUAUGAGUUCGACUUCGUUGUCAGUGCACAUGUCGAAUGCUCAUCCCCAGAGCAAGGUGCCCUCGUUCAAAUGCGACGAGUGUCCCGCCUCCUAUCCCAAGUCGCUGCAGCUGCAACAUCAUAAACGUGUGUUCCAUAAUGUGACAGGACCCGGAAGAGAAAUGGGGCUGCCCGUUGUAGAUCUAUCCCAAGAAGAAAAUCUACAGAGGUUGAGCGAUUUAGGUAUAUACAAUUUCAUUCCGUUAGCGAACCGGGAGCAAGGCAACGGUUGUUUCGGUAUACCGGUGAUAUCAGUUCAUAAUGUCCAGAAUGGGUUGACCAGUGGCCUGCAGGCGCUCGGCGCUGACGGACUUUUAAGUCUUGGUCCUCUCAAGCCAUUACCUAAUUCAUAAAGCAAAAGUAUUUCGUGAUUUUAGAUUUAAGCAUAUUUUAAAAUAAGCAGGAAUCGAGUGUGCAACUAUUUAAAAUAAUCUCUUCGUUGACAGUAGGAUAAGUAUUAUCUCAAAUAAAUUGUAGUCAAUAUUAAUAUGGCAACAAUAUUCAUAAUAACUUGGUUUAAGGCAUGUCCAUUUAGUUUAUUUUACCAAACAAUUCAAGGUCUGUUGAAAAUAUAUGUAAGAAUUAUAUUUUUAUUUAAAUUGUUCAGCCACAAAGUUGUAUAGUUGCUUUCUUAAUCUACCCUCGGGUACUCAACUUCUCUUCCAAAUGACAAUCCGCCUCUGCAUGAUUCUUGGUUCUCCUUGUUUAUCGAAGAAUAAAUGUUAUAUACAAGUAAGUUAUUGUGUGCUAGAGAGAGAAUUAUCAAAAUACUGAUUUGAGUUUAAAGUAAUGCUUUGUAAUAAUGUUGCCAGUUUAACUGUAUUUUCUUACUGAUAAAGGGAAAUUUACAAAAUUAUGUGGCAUUGUCUCAAAAUUAUGUGAUCUAAUUGAGGACUUACUAGAAAAACAUAUUUAGUGUAAAUUGUAGAUAUCUAGCCUUAAGUUUUAUUUUUAAUACCGUGUUUCAAUUUGCUAUUGGCAAAUGUCUCUUUUUAUUUCUUUUUGAUUUCAAGCUAGUGUACGAAGGAAAAAGAUUAAAUAAAUCGUAUAUGGAAUGACCAAGUUUUGCGAGUGGCGGCGCUACUGUCGCUAACAGAGCCGACAAUGUAUGAAUAGUUUUAAAUUCUCAUAUUUCGGCUGUAAUUCCUAUUUUCGCCACGUUUAAAACCUUGGUCAGACUAUAUGCUAUUGAUGUUUUUUUUUUCAUGGACACUUUACUGUUUCAUUUUUGGGCUAUUUUUUUACGUAAGUUAUUUGCCCGUAGCAAUAUUUUUUUUCAUUUAAUUAAAUAAACUUAAAUACUUACUAAGCUUUGUAAAUCGUCGCCAAAUGUUUUUUAAGAUUUAGGUGUAAGAUUAACAAAUUUAUAUUUUGUAUGACAUCUGGUCUUAAGUUAUUCAUUUAAGAAGUUAAAUUACUUUUUUUUAGUUACAGAAUAAUAGACAUUUUUUUUUUCAAUAAAAUUGUUUAAUGUUUUAAUUAAAAUUUAUAUUGUUUUAUAGAAUUAUUGUAUUCUACAAGAGAUUAUUUGAUCUAAGGCAUUGAAUCCAAUAAUGGUUUAAGAUAGUUAAAUCCAUAUCUUGAUAUCAAUAUUUUUUCUAUUGUUCUCUUGACUUGAAUCCCCUAAAGAUGUGUGUCAUGAACUUUUUUGAUUGUAUAAUAGAAACCAAUCUAAAUUUCAGCACAUCUGAAAUAGCUGAUGUUCGCUAUAUUUGUAUUCCUAUAUUUUUAAUUGAUUACUUAUGUAAAAAUGUACAUACAAAGUAAAAGAACUAAAAGAAGUUCAGAUUUAUUAAUAAAAAUAUAACCUGAAACAGUUUCUGAUUCUAUUAUACCUACUUUUGUGUUAAGUUUUUUGAUUAUGGUCCUAAGUUCAAAUCUCGCCAAGUAACUAUGUUUGUAGAUGCAUGUGUACAGUCGGCGGUCUCAAAAGCUACAAUCGUUUGAACAUUUUGAAACGAGACUCGGAACACAAACCAAUGCAACUAAUGUAUAUGAUUACCCAGAACAAAUGCAGUUUGCGGUCAGACAGACAGGACAAUUAUUUUUUAAAUGAGAUUUUCGAAAUCAACAACGCUAUUACGUCAUCUUCACGUAAUCUGAUUUUUUUUCUUUUGAUAUUACAAAUAUUAUAAUUUUGUUAUUGUAUAGAUGUGUGAAACCAAUCCUUGAGUCAAGGUUGUGAAAUAAAAAGCCAAUUUUCCCAUAGUAAUUUAUUUAUUUUACCUUAUAAUCAUAGUAAAGCUUAUGCUGAUAGUAUGUUUCCAUGACUAUUGGUUUUACUAGAAGAAAGACGUAGAAAAAGGUACAUUUUGUUCAAAAAUUUGAGCUCAAAAAUAAAGUAUU
Messenger RNA from Papilio polytes (common Mormon), 5481 nucleotides. RefSeq lists its product as uncharacterized. Gene Ontology annotation, cellular component: cytoplasm; nucleus. Gene Ontology annotation, molecular function: DNA-binding transcription factor activity; RNA polymerase II cis-regulatory region sequence-specific DNA binding; histone deacetylase binding. The transcript has 7 exons. Gene Ontology annotation, biological process: cell fate commitment; regulation of transcription by RNA polymerase II. The coding region runs from base 339 to 3488 and encodes 1049 amino acids. The record is from RefSeq and is a predicted model, not a curated record. NCBI's taxonomy places the organism in Eukaryota, Metazoa, Arthropoda, Insecta, Lepidoptera, Papilionidae.